AUGGCAGACCUCACGGAAGGCUUGCUGCUCCUACUCGAGCACAAGACCGGCAAAUACUACGAGCAAACGGGAAAAGAGAGGAUGACCCCACACGGACAUGCUGCAGUCGAAGAGAUCGAGUUGGUGAUCAUGCUCUCGAAAAACCCAGACAUCCGCGUGUGCCGCAAGGCCAUCGAACCAGGCAAGACGACCAUCGAGAUCUACAAAUCCGACUUGUACAACAAGGAGGAGAAAGCUGCGUUGGGCGAGAAGGCGGAGUCGAAGGAGGAGGUUCCGUGGCUGGAAUUCCUGGGCUAUGCGUAUGCUGGCCACAAGUUCACGGAGGUCGUGAUCCUUGUGCCAGAGGACGUCGCGAAGCCGAAGUAG
This is a messenger RNA of Cercospora beticola, 366 nucleotides long. RefSeq lists its product as uncharacterized. NCBI's taxonomy places the organism in Eukaryota, Fungi, Ascomycota, Dothideomycetes, Mycosphaerellales, Mycosphaerellaceae. The record is from RefSeq and is a predicted model, not a curated record.